Pocillopora damicornis (cauliflower coral) is the source of this 2995-nucleotide messenger RNA. RefSeq lists its product as uncharacterized. Gene Ontology annotation, cellular component: plasma membrane. The record is from RefSeq and is a predicted model, not a curated record. Gene Ontology annotation, biological process: cell surface receptor signaling pathway; G protein-coupled receptor signaling pathway. NCBI's taxonomy places the organism in Eukaryota, Metazoa, Cnidaria, Anthozoa, Scleractinia, Pocilloporidae. Gene Ontology annotation, molecular function: G protein-coupled receptor activity.
AAGAGAUAACUAUUCGAACAGUUGCAAUCGGCAACAGCUUUUAUAAUCCUACCAAAACGAACGUAAACGAGGAAUAUGGAUGACCAAAACGUUUUGAAGAAAUCGUUCAUUGUUGGUCUUUGCAAUUUAAUUCUGACUACCAUAGAUGUCAGAGGAUUAGGGUCUUAUUCAGCUAUUCACGACAACGUCGAGUUCAUCUUCUACAACAAUGAUACUGCCAAUUGGGCCGAUGGUCAGGAAAGAUGCAGUCAAGAUGGAGGGCAUCUUGUUACCUUGGAGACCAUUAGAAAGUGGGAGUUCAUUUCCCAAGAAAUUCAAAAUCUUUCUAAUCCAAGAGAUGACGAGUGGUAUAUUGGCUUACAUUUGAAUAAUAAAACUUGGACAUGGAUUAAUGGUAAGCCAAUGAACAAAUCAACUUUGCUCUGGCAGCCGAACGAGCCAUCAGGUGAUGGAACGUGUGUGGUCAUUGCAAAGGAUUAUCCACCACAAACGUACGGGAAGUAUAAUGACUUGAGCUGCGAAACGAUCAAAGGAUUCAUAUGCGAAGUGAGGUUUCCCACAGGUCCUGACCUAGUUUUGGACGAAAAAUGGCUGAAAAUCAGUGGCGACGAGAUCAAGGACCUGACUUCUGACCCUCGCUACCCUGACAACGCCACUGAAAGUGGAUAUCGUUCUCUCUUCAAGGAUAAUCAUCUGAAUGACGUUUACUACAACCAUGGAGCACGAUACCGUUCAUAUUUUCAAGCACAGGAGACUGGAAACUACACCUUUUACACGUUUUGUGACGACAGAUGCCGCUUGUAUCUGAGUAGCGACGUCAAUCCCAGAUAUAAAAAAACGAUUAUUAAUCAAACUAAACUUGUAUCCUACGUAAACGAGAGUAACUGUUGCAGCGAUUUAGAAGAUGUGCAAAUAUCUCCUCCUCAAUAUCUGGAGGAGUCACGACUCCACUACAUAGAACUUUUGUUUACGCAAGGCAAAGGGAAUUCGAGGAUGUAUGUAGCCAUGAGAACACCUAGUGGCCAGAUGGCAUUGCCAAUUGAAAGCGAACAUUUGGUGAAACAGGUACCCCUGUACGAUAUUCCUGGGGAUGGUUGUAAGACGGAAGGAGAUCCGAGGUAUCCCGAUUACGUACAUUGCAAGGCACUUUCGGAUACGCAAAAGGUGGACCGUGCAAUUUCUUUAUUAAGAGAUUUGAGGUCUCGUGUGAACGACAGAAGUCCUACUGCUGAUUUUUUCCGUUCGGUGAUGAAGACCGCUGGAAAGAGGACAAGUGAUCUGCUAGAAGAUCUAGAUAACAUUCGUGUGAACCAGAACACUUCUGAAUCAAACCUUGGUUUUACAAUCGCCAGAGAGGUUGAACGUCUCGGAGAAAGCAUCGCUUCUCGUGUGAGCAAAGAUACACCAGUGAUAGCUGUUAAUUAUUCAAGUUUAGAUAUGAAAGCGGGUUAUGGAAAUCUGGACGCUUCCUUCAAAAGCUCUACACCUUCGAGUAAUUCUGAAAGCGAAAACAGCAUAACCAUAUCUCUGGGAAAUUCAACACGAGGACAAGAUGGAACGCGAUUCUUUGCUGCAUUUUACAGAUCAUUAGAAAAAGUUCUUCAAAUGAAUAUCAGCCACGUAUACAGCAAUGAAUCCAGCCAGCAAGUGCCCCACUUUUUGAACAGCAAAAUCAUAUCAGGAUUGAUAAUCCCUGAUUCAAACAAGUCUUUCAAUGGCCAAGUUAUCAUUCGAUUGGAGCACACACAGUUCAAAAGCUCGGAGCAUAUGUCUAUGGAGUGUGCUUUUUGGAGAUUUCCAAAGGGAAACUCAAGCAACUCAUCGGGCUACUGGUCGAUUGAUGGAUGUAACAAGGACGAGGGGCUUUCAGACGCUGAGGCCACAGUGUGUCGUUGUAACCACCUUACUCACUUUGGCAUACUUAUGAGAGUCUCUGAUGAUACACAGGUAACCCAGCCAGGUCAGCCGCACGUUCAAGCCUUGCAACUUAUCACAUAUAUUGGUUGUGGUUUAUCGCUUUUAGGAGAAAUUCUCACAGUUGUUGCGAUCAUAUGUCUCAAGCUGACUAAAUCCGAAACAAGUAUAAUUCAUCUGAACCUCGUCGUGGCGCUGGCAGUUUCCCAGAUCACUUUCCUGACAGGAAUCGAGGCCACACAGAACAAGGCAGCUUGCAAGAUCGUGGCCGUCCUUCUUCACUAUUUUAACAUUGUCUCGUUCUGCUGGAUGUUGGUCGAGGGGGUUUGGCUCUACCUGAUGAUAGUAAGAGUGUUUGAGACGGGACACAGCAGAAUAAAGAAAUACUGCGCUUGUGCAUGGGGAUUUCCAUUUGUAUUUGUUGUGAUCACAUUAUCUGCAAGUUUUGACGGAUAUGGCACAGAAACAAGUUGCUGGUUAUCUGUUCAGAAAGGAACCAUUUGGAGUUUCGUCGUACCCGUUAUCCUCAUUGCUUUGGCAAAUUCGAUCAUACUUGGGAUGGUUGUUAAGGAGAUUCUCAGGUUGAAUCAUCCAACAACAGAAAAUAGUACAAAAUAUCAGUCUGCAAGGUCAGGUGUUCAGUCGGCCAUUGUACUCCUACCUUUGUUGGGGAUUACAUGGUUAUUUGGAGUAUUGACAUUCAACAGCGAUACUUUGGCAUUUCAGUAUCUAUUCGCCAUUUUUAACUCGAUACAGGGAUUUUUCAUCUUCUUGUUUCACUGUCUUCUCAACUCUGAGGUGAGAAGAGCCUUUCACAGGAAAAAGAAGGUAUGGUCCGAGUCGCAUGACGCGUUCCAAACACAUUCACUGACUCCACAAAACUACAAUGACAUCUCCAAGGAGACCCUCUCCACUGGAAACGACGUCAGGCGACCCGGGUCAGCGAUCUCUGCCACGUCCGAUUUGUCUAACAAACCAUGACAGGUUGAGUGUCUAAGUUGCAGACUAUCGUUGCUGGAUGACUGGCUUGUAAAGUAGUUCAAACUAUAUAAUUCUUAAGAUUUGAUUGGAAAUUUCCCCC